CCAGCAGCACAGCACCAGAAACCAGCUUGGACUCAUGGCCUUAAAGUCCCGGGCAUGCAUCGUUCUGCAACUGCAAUCCUUUCUCUGAAACAAGCAUUGCUUCCUUCCGUUUCGAUCGUCUUCUCCGUGGCUCUCUUACCUAGCUACUAGCUACCCUACAAGCUUGCGCGCUCGUCUUUGCCGCCAUUGUUAGGCCGGACAGGUUUCAAGCCGCAGGUGGGCGGUGGCCAUACUGCCACCUGUUCAUAGAGAUCGAUCUUUCCUGUGUUCAUAUUGCCAUCGUGCCCGGCUCUUGCGUUUCUCCUCUGUUUCGCUGAACUUGUCAUGGUCCUUCCAUUGCUCCUCCCUGCUAGCCUCGCUCUUCAAAUCGGUCAUCACUGCUAUACCGUGUCGCAUCAUCGGAGCUGUUCUUCUCUGCAUCCGACAGUUCAUUCAUCCUUGUUGCUGAAUUGUUGAGAGAUCAGCCAGCUGCUCGCCCAAGAACCGGAGGUCGCUAAGUGGUCGAUCGGAUCAGUGUGGCCGACUGGCCGUUGCGCUGAUCGAGGCUGCGAGCUCGAUCCUGCAGUUCCCGUACGUUUUCGGCGGCGCAGGCAGGACAGCAGGAGAGCCAUGCAGGACGGUGCGGGAGCAGAAGGGGGCAUCCAGCUGCUCCUGACGAUCCUCGCCGACGCCGAGGAGCAGGCGCGGCAGCUCGGGGAGCUGGCGGAGGACCCGCGGUCCCGGGCGGAGCACUACCGGGGCGCGGCGCGGCGGCUGCAGGGCACGCUCGGGAAGGCGGUGGCCGUCGCCAAGGCCGUCGAGGCCGCGCCGGGGUCGUCGCGGGGCACCGACCGCUCCGACUCGCCCCGGUCGGCCGACGAGAGCUCGGGCGGGACGGCCGCCGUGGAGGCACCGGAGGGCCAAAUCCUGUGCAACAAGAGAAGGAAAGGGCUGCCGAGAUGGACGGCGAAAUUCCGAGUGCCAGACGCAAACUUGGAGGCCACACCUGACGACGGCUUCAGCUGGAGGAAGUACGGCCAGAAGGACAUCCUCGGCGCCAAGUUUCCCAGGGGUUACUACCGGUGCACGUACCGAGCCGCGCAGGGGUGCCCGGCCACGAAGCAGGUGCAGCGCUCGGACACCGACCUGUGCGUGUUCGACGUCACGUACCUGGGCGAGCACACCUGCCACCAGAAGCAGCGCCACGCCGCCGCGGUGACCGCGCACGGCCGCGGCGGGAGCCAGUCGCCGCCGCCGCCGCCGCCGUCGCAUCACGAGCAGCAGGACCCGAGCAUGCAGCUGGUGGUCAUGGGCUUCAAGGACUCCCUGAAGGUGGAGACGGAGGCCUCGCUUCUUCACCAGGAUCACGACUGCUACGACCACGGACCCGCCUCCGCGCCCGCCGCCAUGCCCUUCUCCUUCCCCUCCGUGCCGCCGUUCCACCACCACGGCGGCGAGGCGCCCGACAACAAUCCCGCCGCCGCGGCCUUCUCGCCGCCCGGGUCGAGCUACUUCUCCGCGCCGCCGCAUCAUUGCCCGGCGGUUGCCGGAAGCUACAAUGUGUACGACUACGAGGCGAGGCCGCCGGGGGCGCGCAUGGGUGGGGCGCAGCCGUCGGAGCUCGGCGAGGUCGUCUCCCGGGCGACCGGGCUCGACUACUCGUCGCUGUACCACCACGCCGAGGCCGAGGUCGACCCGCACCUGCCGUUCCCGCCAUUUGGCGGGCCUUCGCCUUCCCAUGGCCCGUACCAGUAGGAGGUCAAAGCGUGGACAGUGACUCAGUGAACACGUCUCGCUUCGUUCCUCUUGAGGAUCUUGCUUUUGCGGCCAGUAGUUUUCAGAGUCUUUUGCCACCUUAGGCCAGUAUCAGUGCUAGUGUCAUAAGAGUGUCAUAGACAUUAAAAUCUAUGACAUAUCAUCACAAUUGCUGAUGUGACAACAGAGUUAAGAGGAGAGAGAUGACUUAGGUCAUCACUUCACCUCUUACACGACAGGUAGUAGGAGACGUAGUUCAGUGUCCUCAGAAGUCAGCACUUGUUUCGCUUAGUUUUGUUUGAUCAUUUACUUGGAGCAUUGCGGUCUCUGUAAGACGAUUGAUGGACCACUUUUAUCUGUAAAUCAGUAUUCUAGGGUCUAUUUGGAAGGUAAGAAUCUUAAAAAGACAUUAAAAUAGCA
Panicum virgatum (switchgrass) is the source of this 2154-nucleotide messenger RNA. RefSeq names its product transcription factor WRKY19-like. The transcript is spliced from 3 exons. The record is from RefSeq and is a predicted model, not a curated record. Gene Ontology annotation, cellular component: nucleus. NCBI's taxonomy places the organism in Eukaryota, Viridiplantae, Streptophyta, Magnoliopsida, Poales, Poaceae. Gene Ontology annotation, biological process: regulation of DNA-templated transcription. Gene Ontology annotation, molecular function: transcription cis-regulatory region binding; DNA-binding transcription factor activity. Bases 610 to 1734 code for a protein of 374 amino acids.